Populus nigra (black poplar) is the source of this 2779-nucleotide messenger RNA. Its product is annotated as inactive TPR repeat-containing thioredoxin TTL3-like. The record is from RefSeq and is a predicted model, not a curated record. The coding region runs from base 467 to 2287 and encodes 606 amino acids. Gene Ontology annotation, molecular function: protein binding. The transcript has 5 exons. Gene Ontology annotation, cellular component: cytoplasm. Lineage: Eukaryota; Viridiplantae; Streptophyta; Magnoliopsida; Malpighiales; Salicaceae.
AAUUAGUGUGCUCCUUUCUUUUGGUAAAGAAAUUUACAAAUUUUCCCCCCACAUUCAUCAUGCCAUUUCAUGUCUUGUCUGUAACAGAAAGAGAGCGAAAUCAAAGAGAUUCUAUGUCCUUGCAGCCACUUCGGGGGCCCUUCCAAUCCAUCUCCUGGAGCUAGCUAUUUUCAAACCCCACGUCCAUUCAUUCUCUCUUUCUUUUUUCCUGGAUUUAGGCAGGGUUCAACCUUCCUGACUGGCAAAGCCCAUGAUAUAUAUGUAUUUAUACUUCGAAUCUCUCAUUUCUGAUGGAUACUUUGUGUUCAAUGUCUCUGCCUCAUAAUGUUUCAAUAUUGUUUUCAUAGCUAAAUAGCUAGCAAUGUUCUGUGUCUUUGUUGGUUUAAAAAUGCGCCAACCUUCUCUACCAUAAAAGCUGCAUUACCUGUAAGACUUGAGGAGAGAGGCUCAAAGGUCAUAGCAGAAUAUGGGAGACCUGUCGCCCGAAAAGAAAUCUGCAGGUUGCGGCCUAUUUUCAGCGGUUUUUGGUCGAAGAGUUUUUUGGCCAAGAAGAUCAACAUCCACAGGUUCAAUUAGUACAAUGAAUGCAGCCAAUUUCACCAAAACACCUAGCACGCCGAAGAGGCGAAGGAGUGGCUCAGAUGAGGCUGCAUUUCUAGGCAAUCCGUCUAGCAUAGCAGAAGAGCAGCGAAAAUCUAUCACAAAAGCUCCCAUGCAUCCCAAGAUCCCUCCUUCAAAGACCCAAAACUACGGUAGAAAACUUCCCGAGGACGCAACCAAAAUAUCAUCUGAUCAAGGUCAUGCCAAUCAAAAUCAAGGUUACGGUAAUCAAAAUGCUUAUGUUAAACAUGGUAGGAGGGUUCCUAAGGAGGCAGUUGGUCUUUCAGGUGAGCUCGAAAGCUAUAUCUCUGAUCAUCAGAAAUCUAAAGGAAGCAGCACGCUUGUUCGUGCUUCAUCCAGCAAUGUGAUGCUCCUUGGCAAUUUAGGUAACUUGAGGCAGGGAGGGGGUGGAGGAAAUACGACUUCUCGUGAUGUUCUUGAUUACCUUCCUAAGACCGCAAGAGAAGAGGUUGCAACUCCUAAUGGGAAAUACCCUAAUAGUGUAAUGGGAAAUGUAGUGAAGAAACAGAAUGAAGAGAAACCAAACGUAGGUGCGCAGCCUGCUGCAGGUUCUUUAUGCAGGGCUCUCUCUACUAGAAUGGACCCUGAGCAACUUAAAAUUAUGGGUAAUGAGGAUUACAAGAAUGGGAAUUUUGCAGAGGCAUUGGCUUUGUAUGAUGCAGCAAUCUCGAUUGAUCCUAACAAGGCUUCUUAUCGGAGCAACAGAAGUGCGGCAUUAACAGCUCUAGGUAAACUUCUGGAGGCAGUCUUCGAGUGCAGAGAAGCCAUUCGAAUCGAACCCCAUUAUCAUAGAGCUCAUCAUCGUUUAGCAAACUUGCAUCUCAGAUUAGGCGAGGCAGAAAAGGCUAUAUAUCACUACAAACGCGCAGGGCCAGAAGCUGAUCAUGCUGACAUUUCAAACGCUCAAGCUCUUCAAGCCCAUCUCAACAAGUGCACUGAUGCUCGUAGACAUCGAGAUUGGAACACCUUGAUCAAGGAGACUGCGGCUACCAUAUCUGCUGGUUCAGAUUCAGCACUGCAAAUAUAUGCAUUGCAAGCUGAGGCCUUGAUAAAGCUUCAUAGGCACCAAGAGGCCGACGAAGCAUUGCAAAAGGGUCCAAAUUUUGAUGUGGAUGCCUGUACACAAUUUUUUGGUCCAAUUGGCAAUGCAAAUUUGUUGAUGGUACGAGCUCAGGUUGACAUGGCUAUUGGCAGAUUUGAUGAUGCUCUGGCCUCGGCACAACGAGCAACAAGGCUUGAUUCUAACAACAAGGAAGCAUAUACGGUGCUGAAAAAGGCUAAAGCUGUAGCUGCAGCUCGAUCACAUGGCAAUCAGCUUUUUAAGGCAGCAAAAUUUUAUGAGGCAUGUAAUGCAUAUAGUGAGGGACUUGAGCAUGAUCCCUUCAACUCAGUGUUGUUAUGCAAUCGAGCUGCCUGCCGGUCCAAGCUUGGCCAGUAUGAAAAAGCGGUGGAGGAUUGCAACGCUGCCCUUACUGUGCGCCCAGGUUACGCAAAGGCCAGACUAAGAAGAGCUGAUUGCUAUGCAAAGUUGGGAAAAUUGGAAGUUUCAAUCAAAGAUUAUGAGAUGUUGCAAAACGAAGCCCCGGAGGAUGAAGAACUGGGCAGGGCCUUGAUGGAGGCCAAGGAACAGCUCAAGAAGCAGAAAGGACUGGACGCUGCAGCUUGAAGCUCGAGGCCAAGUAGUGUAACGUAGAAAGAAAUCGCUAGAGCAGCUAUCACUCUAUCAGAACCAAUGAGGCCAAGAACCAAAAACGAGAGAUUAGUUAUGGCUAGCGUUGACCGUGAUGCAGCAGAUGGAACACACAAGGUUGAGAUCAGAAACAAGAAACUGCUAUGAUUAAGGGAAGAAGUCUCACUGAUUGGGCAUCAUGGUUUAGAACAUGGUGUAAAGGACUUGGUUUUUUUAGGUAUAGAUUGAUGCUUGUGUGAAUUUUUUUGAAAAGAUGUAUGACACUGAAGCUACUUCUAAGAGUGCAAAAUCACACCAAGAAAGGAUGAUGUAAAAAGCUUCAUUUUCUGUCGAGAAUCAAUGUUGUAAACAUGACUUAUAGAUUGCUAGUUAACAUAGUUUAUAGGGUUCGGCCUGUCUAUGACGGGCUUGUUAUGAAUCUGUUGUGCUUGUUAUAAAUGUUUGAGAGCGUGAUAAUUUAUAUUUUUA